Mercenaria mercenaria is the source of this 2107-nucleotide messenger RNA. Its product is annotated as amine sulfotransferase-like. Gene Ontology annotation, cellular component: cytoplasm. Gene Ontology annotation, biological process: sulfation. Lineage: Eukaryota; Metazoa; Mollusca; Bivalvia; Venerida; Veneridae. The transcript has 5 exons. Gene Ontology annotation, molecular function: sulfotransferase activity. The record is from RefSeq and is a predicted model, not a curated record. The coding region runs from base 91 to 708 and encodes 205 amino acids.
GAAGUAUGAUUCUUUUAUUGUUCUGUGAGGUUGAUUAUACUUUUAGAUUUCACGGGUUUAAAGAAUCACGAGCAGCGGAAGUCACCACGCAUGAUAAAAUCACAUUUGCACCAUUUUCUUUUACCGCAGCAGUUACGCAACGGAAAAGGACGGAUAAUCUACAUUUGCCGGAACCCAAAAGAUAUUGCAAUAUCGUACUACCGUUUUAAGGACUAUGCAAAAAUACUUGACAAGGACUUCGCCACAUUUGACAGUUUUAUCGACUGCUUUGUCAAGGGCAUUGAACUGUACCGCUGUCCAUGGCAGAGGCACGUGUUAGAGUACUGGGAACAUAGGCACGACAGCAAUAUUCUUUUUCUACAAUAUGAAGAUGUUGUAGAGGUAUCAUACACUCAUUAUUUAAUUAAAAAGGACAUGCCUGCAGCAAUCAGAAGCAUUGCCAGGUUUUUAGGACGAGAGCUUACAGACGAUGACGUGUCUAAAAUCUCAGAUUACUGCUACGUUGACAGUAUGCGAAACAAUCCAAUGGUUAACUGGGAUUGCUGGAAAGGUGUCAAAGAUCUGAAUCUAAACGCCGACCUAGCUUUUAUCAACAAAGGUAAACCAGGCGGUUGGCGUGAUAUUCUGACAAAAGAACAGAGCGAGAAACUGGACCUGAUGCUUCAAGAAGUGAAGAAAUUUGGAUUAGAGUUUAAACAUAGCUCAUAGACAAUUAAUUCUUAUCUCUUAUUCCUCAAUUAAUUUACGAAAAUGCUUUAGUUAUAUUGGCGGUGGUUUCAUAUUUCCUAAUAUUUGCGAAAAGAGCAACGCGGAUUUCAAAACACACGGGAAUUCUAAAAGUCAUUAAAGAAACGCCACAGAAUAACUUUAUUCUUUUUGUAUUUCCCACUGUCACUGUACAUGUUAUACCCUACUCCUAAGUAUACUAUAAGAACCAUGGUCAUGAAUGGAAAAAUAUACUAACCGAUAUCAAUCGCGCAUUUCUCACCUAAAAAGCGUAGUUCGAUAAAUGUGUACUGUGGAUAUUGAACAAGUGAUAAUUUAUCUUCCAUUGUGUGUAGGUCACAUUCCUUCAAUAUUUCCUAUCUCAGAGAAACAACGCGUAAUUUGUAGUUUCAUCAACGUUGCAGGAGAAACUUGAAUGAACUUCCCUAAUGAAGUUCAGGUUCUACAUUACAAAACCAUUCUGAUUGGCUGAAGUGAAAAUGUAUGUCAGUCGUCGUUUAACUACACGUGUACGCUAAAAUGUGUAUAAAUGUGCAAUGUGAAUAAAAUAAACAAUACAAGUGUGUUCCAAUGUAUGACUUCAAAUUCAAAAUCAUUUCUAAUAUGAAUUUUAUUCAUUAUUUCAAAUUUUAUUGUAUAACUGUGAUUAUUUUGCAUUUAUGUUUUGUUUGUUUACAUUUUGCCUAACAUGUGCACACUGCUGUGACCUCUAGACCGGAUGUUCAUUAGGGAAGUUCACGCAAGAUUUUUAUGUAAAGUUGACAAAAGCAUCAAAUUUGCGGAGUAUCUCUGCAAUAUAAAAUAUUGAGACAAUAUAUGACUGGUGCACGAUGGCAGAUAAAUUACCGCUUGUUCAAUAUGCUUUAUAGCCAUUCAUCGAACUGCGCGUUUUAGUUGAGAAAUGUACGAUUCAAAUGGGUUAGUGUAUUUUCCCGUUUAUGACCAUGGUUCUUAUAAUAGUAUACUUAGGAGUAGGGUAUAACAUGUACAGUGGCAUUUUCUUUCUGGUCUUUUGCCAGUGGUAUUUCCAUGAUGGUAAUUAUACAUGACUUGUAUGAAAAAAAUGGAGACAUACAAGUAUUCAGGGAUGGCCUGAAUUUUCCACCUGUCACCUUGAAGUAUAGCAAGUAUUAUGGAAUAAUUUUCACGAAGUUCAUAUGGGAUGAAAAAGUAGGUCAGUAGGUUGUGGUUGGUCAUACCAAAUGAAAACGCGAAAUGUUAACAACACAAACAUGUAAGUGACGUGAAAAUACCCAAUCUGUGGCAUAAUUUUCUUUAGGAUCGGAAGCUUCAGCUACCCUAAUUAAGCGUUUGUAUGCGUUAAGAAUAAUUAGUCUUGUUUGUUUAUGUUAGUGCAUUAUAAUAAACUCGCGUUGCAGUA